AUGGGGUUUACGAGCACCUUUAAGCUGCUCAAUCUUGGCAUCAAAAGGAGGACCUGGAGGCGUGUGAAGAAACAGCCUCCGCACCGUUGGGAUGCCAUCAGAAACCAGCUGGAUCAGUUGCUGCGAUACGGACGCAUCGAGACAACGAUUGCACGUGCCAAGGAGCUUCAGCCAUAUGCAGAGGAGCUGAUACACCUUGCAAAAAGGGGCCCCGAGAAGGCGCUGGCCGUAGAGUCGAUUCUGCGGACGCCGGCAGCCCGCAGGCGCUUGUUCGAGGAACUGCUUGGGACGUACAGACAUCGAAAUUUCUUCUUCACUCGAGUUGUGAAUCAGUUUCGUUUGAGAAUGCGAGAUGCAGCGCCGAUGGCCUACAUUGAAUUUGUUGAUAGGCCAGGAGAGCUGCGUCCAGCAAAGCCCGUGGGCCUUGAGCGGCAGAAAUACAUUUGGACACAGAUGGAGGAGACGCGUAGACAGAGACGUCUGUUGUGGAAUCAUGCACUCAAAAUGGGCCUUACGGACGCAUCAGGACGCCUUUUGAUCCCCCAGAUCUUCUAUGGGGGGCCCACCACCGAAGAGGCGCCUAAGGCAGAGGCGCCUCGAGCCAGGGCAAUGGAUGAAUCCUUCUUUGUGGAUCUUCCUCCCCCUAACCUUAGGGAGCGGAGAGCUAAGGCCAUCUCUAGACGCUUCUAUCCCUAG
Molecule: messenger RNA, 696 nt
Organism: Cyclospora cayetanensis
Lineage: Eukaryota; Apicomplexa; Conoidasida; Eucoccidiorida; Eimeriidae
Product: 50S ribosomal protein L17-like
Exons: 5
Coding region: 1-696 (231 amino acids)
Biological process (GO): translation
Cellular component (GO): large ribosomal subunit; ribosome
Molecular function (GO): structural constituent of ribosome
Source: RefSeq, a predicted model, not a curated record